UCGUACGGUCCACCAUCUGCAACAAUCAAUUCAUAAGACACUGAACCUGUCAUCUACUCACUUGACACGGAACUUGUCAUUCACUCACGUGAGACUCGGUGUCUUUGAUUCAAAGGCGUGGACACGCCCACAAUGUCCACGCGCACAGAUUUGAAAACCGAACUGGAUCAGCCCCAUGUUGUAGAGCGGAAGUUCCCAUAGUGCUCACUCACGAUCUCGUCUGCAAGGUGCCAGCGAUCAGCUUCUGUUUUGUUUGACGUUCACGGAGAUUAAAGCCACUACAUAGAAAAGAUUUUGAAUUUAAACUCAAAGACAUCAUGGAAAUAUUUAUUAGUUUGAACUCAUCGUCUGAGACUGACAAUGGUCGACUCCUGGAAGAAACUAGUAUGAAGUCAAGUAACUUCAAUAUGGCAGCUUGGUACAAGGAAUCCUGUGGUUCUUUCGGGAGACCCACGGGGCAGGUAGAGACGAUUCUUCUUCCAAUCAUCUGUGCAUGUGGCAUCCUGGGCAUCGUGCCCACCAUGAUUGUCCUGAGCAGGAAGACCAUGUGUACGUCCACCAAUUGCUACCUGUGUGCCCUGGCCGUGGCGGACCUGCUGUUUCUCCUCUUGCUGUCCAGUAAGAUUGUGGUGGACCAGCUGGCCGACUGCCGUUUUUACAUGGAGGGGAGUGAUCUUGUGUUCACGGUCUAUUCAGUUAUCUUUAUGGAUACUUUCACAUAUCUAGCUGUUGGAGUGACAGUCAUGUUGGCUGUAGAGAGGUACAUAGCCAUCUGUCGUCCCAUGAAAGCUAUGAUGCUUUGCACUGUCAAGCGAGCUCGGAUUAUAAUAGUCGCCCUUACUGUCCUGUGCUUUGUGUUAAGCUCACCUCGGUUCUUGGACAUUGAUGUGUCCUACCUGACCACCGACAGCGGGGAGCAGAAGGCAGUGGUCACCUGGAGUUACUUGUACGACAGCAAAGUUUACAAUUACAUUGUGACAGGUUUACUGUUGACCAUACUUCCACUGGUCAUCCUGAUGAUCCUUAACCUGAGACUAAUCGUGGAAAUACGUCGUUCGUCCAAGUAUCUCCAGUAUCACCUGGGGGCGGAUACCCACGUCCGGUCCAUCGUCAACAAGGAGGAGCUGAAGAUCACCAUGAUGCUGGUCAGUGUCAUUAUUGCCUUCUUCGUCGGACACGCCCCUUACAUGGUGUGCAGUUUCAUCUACUCCAUCAUCGACUUUGACCUAGAAAACAACCUGAUUGACGAGGACUCGCUGAAGAAUCUCAUUACCAUUACCCGCACUCUCAUGGCUUUGAAGGUGUCGUGCAACUUCAUCCUGUACUGCUGGUUCUCCGAGAAGUUUUGGACCACCUUCAAGAGGACCUUCUGCCUGCACCACUGCAUCCCCAAGCAGAUGUCCCGCAUGCCUAACGGUUACAACAACAAUAGCCAUCGCCACGUCCACAGAACGUCCUGCUAUAUGACCAAGUUGACCACUUGCUAGAGAUCGCAGCUCAGUUCAAAGAAGCAGACGGCUUUGAGACAGUUAACUUCGCUAUUGGCUAUCCUUAAAGUGUCGCCACCGUAAUCAAUUGGUUUAUCAAGAAAUGGAUUGAUUUAUCAAUUAAUGAAUUGGUUUAUCAAGUAAUGAAUUGGUUUAUCAAGAAAUCGAUUGGUUUAUAAAGAAAUAGACUGAUUGAUCCAGAAAUGGAUUGAUUAUUCAGGAAAUUGAUUGAUUUAUCAAGAAAUUGACUGAUUUAUCAAGAAAGGGAUUGGUUUAUCAAGAAAUGUACUGAUUUUUUAAGAAAUUGAUUAGCUGAUCGAGAAAUGGAGCAAUAGUGCUAUAAUGGGCAAAGUAAAAUGUAAGAUUUUUCACGAUACCUUGUAAAGUUAUUUUGAAAGUAUUAUUACAUGUUCUAUGUUUUAGUGUUUUAGGAAAUGUGUUCACAUGAAGACGUUAACUGUGUUCGUUAAUCUUUAACUGUGUUCGUUAAUCUUUAACUGUGUUCGUUAAUCGUGAACUGUGUUCGUUCAUCGUGAACACGUCUUUAGCUAGCAUUUAAUUGUAUUCACAUUAAUGGAACAUGGUUUAUAUUAAAAUGUAAAAUCAUUUGUAACAUUGGUAUUGUUUGAACAUUGUUUUCUACUAUAAGGAAGAUUAUUGUGAUUGCAGAUAUUAACAAAGUUUAUUUCUUGAAGAGAUACAUCCAUUGUUACUUGCUCUAGAACAGGGGUUCUCAACCUGUGGUUCGCGAUUUGCCAGGUGGUCGCCUAAGACCAUCGAAAAUAUGGAUUGUUAUUGUCUAUUCUUCUAUUGCUGUCUGGGUGUGUGUGUGUGUGGGGGGCGACAGAGUGGGGGAUUCUAAAAUGGGGUCGCCGAGCUUAAAAGAUUGAGAACCGCUGCUCUAGAAUGUACGUUCACUCUUUGACUUUCACUGUGUUCCGUGUGAAAAGUUCCUCCAAGUAUUGGAUAAGCAGCUUUGCACUUUGUUGAUAGUAGACUUUACUUGUAGGACAUUUUAUUGAUAGAUUUUUUAGGCAUAGAUUUCAUUUGUAUUGAAUCUCCAAACCAAUGUUUCUGUUUGGAAGUAUAAGUAUCCUCUAGUUUUUAAUCCUUAUCAUUGAAACGCAAUUUUUUUUCUAAACUGGUUUGUAUUUCUAAGAAAUUAAUUGUUUCAUACGUUGCGAAUUUGAAUGUAGGCCCGCAUAUGUACCACCCUUGUAAUAGGGAAAAAAGCCCCCCAAAUUAUUUAUUUCUACUUAUCGCGAAAUAGGUCCUAAACAAGUUGCAUAAAUCUGCUUUAUAUUCAAAUUAUGCAGUUAACGAAACAAGUUGUCUCCAUUAUUAAAAUAAAGAGAAAACAAGAAAGACAUUUUAAAAUAUACUUAAAAAAACCAAGCUUGCAUUAACCAUGUUGCAUCAAUUAGUUUGGAUCAGACAUCUAAUUUGUCAUAGAUCUAGACUAACAAUAAUACAUCUGUGCCAUUAGACAUUUUUUAAUAAUUGUUUUUGUUUAGCGCAAUUUCAUAUUUUUAGCUUUCUCAAUGUGUUAUGAUCAUAUCACUUGUCUGGACCAAAGGGGGGUGGGAAAGAAGGGGUAUCAGGGUGAAUGCAUUUAUAAAACAAAAAAAAAACAAACAAAAAAAAAACGACCUGAAUUGAAACUCGAAGGCUAAAGCCUCCUCAGCUAGCGAAUCACUUAUGAAAAUAGGUUUUAUAGUUAUCUAUUGAUAGCUUCAUACUUUAAAGCCUCGACCUAUAGCGUAUUAAUGGGGCUAAUUCAACUUAUAUUACGACAUCAGUCAAGUACUAUUUCUUUCCCCUUGUUCGAGAUACCAAACAAAAUAAUUAAUUACCAAUAGUUAAUGAACUAAUUGGUUAAUUUUUAAAAUAGAUUCUUCUUUUGUCAGUUAAUAGAAAUAAUAAUGCAAAAUUUGAACUUGAUCCGAGAUUGGGUGUGGGAGAAAUAACGUGCACAAACUUUUUAUCACUCAGACAGACUGACAGACAGACAGACUGACAGACAGACAGAUAUAGUUGAUAUAAGCUUUGUAAAAAAUGGCCAGUAUUUGGGGAUGAACUAACCACAUUAACACGCCACUCUAACAACUUAGCAAGCCACUCUGUGACCGUGGUUUGAAUAUAAAGAAUUAACGCUUGCUGACUGAUCAAUAUCCUGGUCUGAGACUUUGAAAUCAUAGCUCAAUGUUUUUUAUGUUCAAUUGUUGAUUAUCAAUAUGUGCCAGCUUCAAGAUUUGUGUUUUCGCAAAUUUUUGUUGCAAUAUUUUUGAUGUUGUAAAUAGUAUUUUCUGUUGUUGAUCUAUUUUAUUGUAACCUAGGCCUAUAUAAUUUCUAUUAUACACGCACUGCGGACUUUAAUUUUUUUACAAAUGUAUACAUAUUGUCAUUAUUUGAUUCACAUUAAAGUUAUGAUAUUCUUAUGUUACUGUGAAGGAUUCUCAAGCUAUUAUUGUAUGCGACUCAAUGAUCAAUGUAAGUAACUUAUCAGUUGUAUACUGUGUUACUAUGUAUGUUUUAUUAUACUCAUUAAUGUUAUAGAUUUUGCUGUUAUUAUCAAUAUUUACUGUCUACAAAUCGUAUAAGGACUCAAAUAGGAAUUUUUUGGUUCUUUUUUCUGUAAAAAAGCUUACAGGCUUUUUUUUUGUUUUUUAAAUGUUUUUUUCAGAAUUGAAGAUGAUUAAAUUCUAGAGCCGGACUGAUGGAGAUUCUGUCGGACAGGGACCGUCGAAUCGACAAUGUAGAGCGCUUACUAGGUAGCUUACAAAUGAUGUUACCUACACAUUGGUUUCUCUAUAGUGUACACAUUUAAUGCAGUCAAGAUGACUUCUAUGUAAGCCUUGGUAGAUAAUACUGAACUCAAAUAUAUUUACAUGUGUAUAUCAGUUUAAUUGGUCUUAAAACAUUUGAGAGUUAAGAAAAUAAUGUAAAUAUUUUUUGGACGUCUAGUCCACGGAGAAAUUCUUGUUAUUGAAUGUAUACCGUACUGUAUCUAGAUUUUAAAAUAGUAUAUUAUUAUAAUUAUGAUAAUAAUUAAUAUUAUUUAUUUUUUAUUAUUAUUAUAUACAUUUUACUUUAAUUUUUAGAAGCUCUACUUAUCCGAUCUCAUUUUUUUCUCUUGAAUUACUUCAAAUAUUAAUACAAAAUUAUUGAAUUAUACUUCUGAGAUCUCACUCUUUUCUAAGAGUUAAAUUUGAAAGCAAUAAUCAAUGCCAGUAGCCUAAGAGGCACAACAAAGUUUGUAUGUUCAGAUAUGUUGGGUAGAGACUUGUGGUCGUUACUUUCUUUUAUGGUAUGAAUUGCAUUGACUAUAAAACAUAUUAUAGAUAUCAGAGAACGUCGCUAAGGUCGGAGACACAUUCGACUACACAACCCAACCCCAAAAUCCCCCCAUAAGAAAACAACUUUUCCCUUUUAAAAACAACCAUCAUUAUAUAAAGUACAAACUUGUAGUCGUGUAUCAAGCUAAUAUUAAUUCUUUAAACAAAAUUGUUUUGAAAUAUUUCCCUCUUUUUGUUUUCAAUCAUGAUGGAUGUCGAUCGAUGCGGUCCGCACCCCUCAAUCGCCCACUUGUGACGCCACUGCUACUAAAAUUCUUCUUUAAAUCAAAUUAAUUAUAUAUAUAUUUGAAAUAUAAGUCAAUGAAAACACUUCCCCUAUCAUGCUAAUUAUUUGUUGUACAGUAACACUAUAAAAGAAUACAUUGAAUUUACAUAUAAACAUUUUAUUGAAAGGAUAACCAUUGUAACAUAUUCAACUUAUCCUCAAAUAAUGUAUCAUCAUAUAUCAUUUUGAUAUAUUGUAGUAUAGACAUUAUAAUUUACCAUAAAAUAAAUGUUUUAAUAUUUCA
Biomphalaria glabrata is the source of this 5352-nucleotide messenger RNA. Its product is annotated as thyrotropin-releasing hormone receptor-like. Lineage: Eukaryota; Metazoa; Mollusca; Gastropoda; Planorbidae. Gene Ontology annotation, molecular function: G protein-coupled receptor activity. Gene Ontology annotation, biological process: G protein-coupled receptor signaling pathway. Gene Ontology annotation, cellular component: membrane. The transcript is spliced from 7 exons. The coding region runs from base 318 to 1487 and encodes 389 amino acids. The record is from RefSeq and is a predicted model, not a curated record.